Erigeron canadensis is the source of this 1332-nucleotide messenger RNA. Its product is annotated as pectinesterase-like. Lineage: Eukaryota; Viridiplantae; Streptophyta; Magnoliopsida; Asterales; Asteraceae. Gene Ontology annotation, biological process: cell wall modification. The record is from RefSeq and is a predicted model, not a curated record. The transcript has 2 exons. Gene Ontology annotation, molecular function: pectinesterase inhibitor activity; pectinesterase activity. The coding region runs from base 1 to 1332 and encodes 443 amino acids.
AUGGACCAUGUCAAGAAGAAUUUCACCUUGAUGGGAAUCAGUGUCGUUUUAUUAGCAGUGAGAGUGAUCGGUGCAGUCGUAGAUGUGGAAUUACAAAGUGGUUCUAACCAAAAGGAUAUAGACUUGCUUUGCCAGCACACUGAUUACAAGCCAGCAUUUCGAAAAAGUAUUGCCAAUGUAAACAACACAAAUAAUCCAAGAGAGCUUGUGAAGGAGGCUUUUAAGUCUGUAUUACUCGCAAUAAAAGAAGUUACAACCCAAGAGGCUCAGCGAACUGGGCGGGUUAGCCAUAGGCUUCUAGAAAAGGGCCCAAACGAUAAUGCAUGGUGGGCUACAGAUAAGAAGCGGUCAAAUCUUAAUGUUGAUCCAAAAGCAUUAAAGCCUAAUGUAGUUGUGGCUCAAGAUGGUUCAGGAACGUUUAGUACCAUCAUGGAUGCGGUUAGAAGUGUUCCCCAAAAUAACAAGCAUCGGUUUAUCAUCUUCAUUAAGCAAGGGACAUACAUGGAGUAUGUAGACAUACCAGAUGGUGUUGAUAAUGUCGUUUUCAUUGGCGAAGGUCCAACCAAAACCAGGAUCUCCGGAAGCAGAAGCUACGAUGAUGUAAAUGAUACUUACAGGACAGCUACUGUUGGGGUCAAUGGAGCUGGCUUUAUGGCGAAAGGCAUAGGGUUUGAGAACACGUCGGGGCCACUUAAGCAUCAGGCAGUCGCCCUGCGUGUCUCUGGUGACAGGGCCAUUUUCUACAGCUGUGCAAUGGAUGGAUACCAAGACACCCUUUAUGCUGAGUCACAACGCCAGUUUUACCGCCAUUGCACCAUCAGGGGAACAGUUGAUUUUAUUUUUGGUGACGCCCAAGCUGUCUUCCAAGACUGCAAGAUAAUUGUCCGAAAACCCCUUGAAAACCAAGGUUGUGUGGUUACAGCCCAAGGACGGAAGGACCCCACAUCAAAAAGUGCACUAAUCAUUCAGGGCUGCACCAUCACAGCGGAACCAGCCUACAUGGCCACCAACCCAAUGCCAAAAUCCUACCUGGGCCGCCCAUGGGAAAUGUACUCGAGAACCAUAAUCAUGCAGUCGUUUAUUGACAGAAACAUAGCCCCAGAAGGGUGGUUACCAUGGGACGAAACAAGAGUCGGGCUUGACACAUGUCACUAUGCAGAGUUUAACAAUAAAGGACCAGGGGCUAACACAACCCAAAGGGUAAAUUGGAAGGGUGUCAAGAAAAUAAGCCCACAAGAGGCUGAUAGUUUUACUCCUGGGAAAUAUAUAAAUGGAGGUUUAUGGAUUAAGCCAACCCGUGUCCCUUAUGAUCCCGGAAUGAUGAAUGUCUAA